Messenger RNA from Diatraea saccharalis (sugarcane borer), 903 nucleotides. Lineage: Eukaryota; Metazoa; Arthropoda; Insecta; Lepidoptera; Crambidae. The record is from the annotation of a GenBank genome assembly.
AUGAACUGCCGUUUGGCUUUUUCAGUGUUAUUAUCAGUUUUGUCAGGAAUAUCAUGUAUUUCGAAUGCCACGUGGCGGCAGUACGGGGGAGAGGCGUUUCCGAUCAAAUAUCUGUCGCCGGAAGAGAGCAUCGUCACAUCUGCAGAUGUAGACUAUUAUAUCAAACUGCUGCAUCUUCCGCUGAAGUAUUUUUUGAAACAACCGCUCAAUGACACCGAUGUCAACACAGCGUUCGGUGCAUAUUAUGCCAAAUCACUUUUGAAGCGAGCUAUCGUGGACCACGGGGCUAAAUUACGGAACGACCAAAUAGGAAGUUUGAAAAAACUCAUAUUCAUGUGCGAGGAUAUUCUGUCCCACUAUAUAUACAUCAACGGCCAGUACGACUGGGACGACAUGGAAUACAGAAUAUCAAAGUUGUUUGUAUCCGACGAAACUCAGAUAUAUUCCAUUGGGGAUUUCAACAGAGGCCGACUCAGGCAAUGGAUCCUCACAAAACACAAUAAUAUGAACAGAUAUUUACAGGAAAUGGACAUGGCAACACUGCCCAAGGAGAAAUAUGUCGAGCUUGUGGAUGAAAACACAGACGAGCAGUAUCAUAUAGACAUGUUCGCAUCGGUGUCGCUGUGUGCAAUGUUAGGCUACGAGGAGUUCCACAGAAAGAGCUGGUUCUACAAGGCGGCCAGCUGGAUCAACGCGCACGGCUGCGUCGUGGAGCACGACAACUUCGUCAAGAACCGCACCAAAAUGCUGCGCAGCAUCACCGGCGCCAGACAGAGACGGAUGUAUAUAGCUUACUUCUGCAAGCUGUGGGCGAGCGAGUGCAACGAACAUCCGACCGCUUUACUUAUGAUAGUUUUAGCGCAUGCCAUACGGCACGCUGCGAAAUUCAUGCAACUUAUUUAA